AUGUCUCCACUCAGUGAAGAAUUCUUGAAUUUUCAGUCUGCAUUCGACAGUCUGCGUGAACCCGAACAGAAGGUCGAGCAAGAAUCUGGCCAAACUCCACUCCCACUCCAAAACGUGCUUUCAAAUUCUCGAGUUCAAUUCAAACCCAUGCUAUCUGAUGAUCUUUGCACUCAAGUCAACUUACCAAGGGUCGGUCCCAAGCUAAGGAACAAAUGGGUGAUCUGGUCACUAGGACCUAUCAUUUUAUUAUGUGCUUGGUUGAUGACACAGACCACGAGUACCAAGAGGGAGUCCUCCACGACCGCGGAGACAAUCUUUGAUGUAAGAUCUCAGCUGAAAGGAGUCAGCUUUGGUUCUUCGGAUGGCAGUCAUCACGCAAAUCACCACGCAAAUUCUAUUUCAAUCACAAUUCUCGACUCUAUAAAGGACCUUCAAGAUCAUGCGAGUCUUUCCCCACUCGACUCAUCCCUGCCACAGGAAGUUUCUAACGUCUUAGAGAGUCAACCCAACGUCCAAAACUCCACUGUUACCGCGAAACAUCUUCGAGAUCUUACUGCUUUGAUUGAGUGCGUUUACGACUCUUUGCGCCAGCUGGAUGGAAGAGGUGCCACUGAAAUACGGGUUCUGAUGGAGGAGGUUAGCAAUUCCAACUAUAUCACGAUGUACGGCUUUGUUAACUCCUAA
Melampsora larici-populina 98AG31 is the source of this 684-nucleotide messenger RNA. RefSeq lists its product as uncharacterized. The coding region runs from base 1 to 684 and encodes 227 amino acids. Lineage: Eukaryota; Fungi; Basidiomycota; Pucciniomycetes; Pucciniales; Melampsoraceae. The record is from RefSeq and is a predicted model, not a curated record. The transcript has 2 exons.